Indicator indicator is the source of this 770-nucleotide messenger RNA. It is a transcript of the gene LGALS3, whose product is annotated as galectin 3. Gene Ontology annotation, biological process: macrophage chemotaxis; positive regulation of calcium ion import; negative regulation of endocytosis. Gene Ontology annotation, cellular component: nucleus; immunological synapse. Lineage: Eukaryota; Metazoa; Chordata; Aves; Piciformes; Indicatoridae. The coding region runs from base 1 to 762 and encodes 253 amino acids. The transcript is spliced from 5 exons. The record is from RefSeq and is a predicted model, not a curated record. Gene Ontology annotation, molecular function: laminin binding; carbohydrate binding; IgE binding.
AUGUCAGACGGUUUCUCUUUAUCUGAUGCCUUGAUCACCAACAACAACCCAAACCCCUCUGCACCCCCACCCCAAGGCUGGCCCUCCUGGGGGAACCAGCCACCAGCUCCUGGAGGGUUCCCAGCCUAUGCUGGCCCUCCAGGAGCAUAUCCAGGAGCACCAGGAGCAUAUCCUGGAGCACCAGGGCCAUAUCCAGGAGGACCAGCAGGACAUGGACUGUAUCCGGGAGCACCUGGAGCAUUCCCUGGAGCACCAGCAGGACCAGGGCCAUAUCCUGUUCCAGGACAACCAUCCAGUGGCCCUGGAUUUGGGCCACCUCCUCCACAGGGUGGACCGGCUCCUCCCAUGAAAGUCCCCUUCGAGAUGCCCCUGCAGGCAGGACUCAUGCCUCGGUUGCUCAUAACCAUCACGGGGACCGUCAACCCCAACCCUAACAGGUUUUCACUGGAUUUCAAGAGGGGCAAUGACGUUGCCUUCCACUUUAACCCCCGCUUCAAGGAGGACAACAGGAAAGUCAUUGUCUGCAAUUCGAUGUUCCAGAAUAUCUGGGGAAAGGAGGAUAGGACAGCUCCUAGGUUUCCAUUUGAAGCUGGAAAACCCUUCAAGCUCCAGAUCCUUUGUGAGGCGGAUCACUUCAAGGUAGCAGUUGAUGAUGCUCACUUGAUGCAGUACAACUUCCGUGAGAAGAGGCUGAAUGAGAUCACCAAGCUCUGCAUUGCUGGGGACAUCACCCUCACCAGUGUCAUGCCGACCAUGAUAUAACUGUGGUG